AUGAAAAUUACAGUGGAGCCGGCCAUCGCGUGCGACUCAGCAGCCCUUUUGAUAAAUAUCCGACAAUUCGAUAAGUACAGAAAAACUCUGCUGUGGUUUAGUGGCGCCAUAACUCUAAGGGAAGAUGAUAAUGGCUAUUACUAUCUAUCUCAAGAAGUCAACCCAGCUGAGUGUCCUAUAGGCGAUUUAGACAGAUGUCAUGUUCCUAAGUAUCCGUGGGUCGUUAGUAUUCUUAACUUCAUUUUUAAAAGUAACAUCGACUUUGAUUGUGAGGCGCAUGGAAAUGAUGAAACACAUUUCGAUUUCUCCUCUCUGUCGUCUAUCAAGAAUGAAAUAGUAGACAAGUGGGGGAUCGGUCGAGUUUCCUAG
Messenger RNA from Cotesia congregata, 369 nucleotides. The record is from the annotation of a GenBank genome assembly. NCBI's taxonomy places the organism in Eukaryota, Metazoa, Arthropoda, Insecta, Hymenoptera, Braconidae.